Venustampulla echinocandica is the source of this 441-nucleotide messenger RNA. RefSeq lists its product as uncharacterized. NCBI's taxonomy places the organism in Eukaryota, Fungi, Ascomycota, Leotiomycetes, Helotiales, Pleuroascaceae. Gene Ontology annotation, cellular component: site of polarized growth; actin filament; cortical actin cytoskeleton. The record is from RefSeq and is a predicted model, not a curated record. The transcript has a single exon. Gene Ontology annotation, molecular function: actin filament binding. Gene Ontology annotation, biological process: regulation of actin filament polymerization. The coding region runs from base 1 to 441 and encodes 146 amino acids.
AUGUCCGGCGCAAACGCCCCCGAAAUCCUCGCCGCCUACGAAUCCGUCCGCUCCGACAAAGACCCCGCGAACUGGCUCCUAAUAUCCUACGCCUCGGCCGUCGGGGACACCCUUAAACUAGACUCCACAGGCACAGGCGGACUCUCCGAACUCGCUGAGAAGCUGGACAACAACCAAGCCCAAUAUGCCUAUGUGCGCGUCGAGUACGCCAAUGACACCGAGAGUAAGCGGGUGAAGUUCGUGCUGAUUAUCUGGAUUGGGGAGGGUACGAAGGUUAUGCGGAAGGCGAGGGUUAGUAUUGAGAGUGGUGAAGUUAAGAGGGUGUUGGGGCAUCAUAGCAUCCAGGUUGAUGCGAGGGAUAAGGGGGAUUUGGAGGAGGGCGAUAUUGUGGUUAGGUUGAGGAAGGCGGGUGGUGCGGAUUAUAAUGGUGGGCGAGGGUAG